AUGCGUCCACUCUGGAGGCACCUCAUCCUCCUCGGAUUGCUGGUCUUGCCCUUGGCACUGCCCAGUCAGCGUUGGCCUGGCCUGGCCAAGGCCCACACGGACAGCAAAUCUACCCUGGCAAGAAUUAUUGCCCAGGGCCUCAUGAAGCACAAUGCAGAGAGCCGAAUCCAGAGCAUCCACCUCCUGGACAGUCUGAAUGCGUUGGGGCAGAUGUCCCCAGGGGUGGUGGGCUGGCUGAUCAGCAGCAUGAAGCCCCAGCAGCAUCAAGUGGACAGUAUCAACAUCACCAACAUUCAGCUGGACUAUGGCGGGAUCCAGAUGUCUUUCCACAAGGAGUGGUUCUCGGCAAACAUCUCACUUGAAUUUGACAUUGAACUGAGACAGCCCUUCAAUGACAACAUCCUAAAGUUGUGUGCACACGUGAACCUCUCUGUGGAGUUCUGGCUGGAGAAAGACGAGUUUGGCCGGAGGGAUCUGGUGAUGGGCAAAUGCCGUGCAGAGCCCAGCAGUGCCCACAUGACAGUGCUAACUGAGGCUGUCCCACCAAAGAUGAAACCUUUUCUCCACAAUCUCAAAGAGAACUUAGAAAAAGUUAUCCCACACCUGAUAGAAAACCAGGUAUGUCCUCUGAUCGGUGAAAUCCUCAGGCAGCUGGAUGUGAAACUGCUGAAAAGCCUCACAGAUGAGUCUGCUGCUCAUGAAUUCAGCCAUCCAUGA
Galeopterus variegatus (Sunda flying lemur) is the source of this 717-nucleotide messenger RNA. RefSeq names its product BPI fold containing family A, member 3 (gene BPIFA3). The transcript has 7 exons. Bases 1 to 717 code for a protein of 238 amino acids. NCBI's taxonomy places the organism in Eukaryota, Metazoa, Chordata, Mammalia, Dermoptera, Cynocephalidae. Gene Ontology annotation, molecular function: lipid binding. The record is from RefSeq and is a predicted model, not a curated record.